Messenger RNA from Theobroma umbraticum, 1879 nucleotides. Its product is annotated as E3 ubiquitin-protein ligase RHF2A-like. Gene Ontology annotation, molecular function: ubiquitin-protein transferase activity. The record is from RefSeq and is a predicted model, not a curated record. Lineage: Eukaryota; Viridiplantae; Streptophyta; Magnoliopsida; Malvales; Malvaceae.
GUCUUUCUUUCCUACUCUGUCUCCCUCUUUUCUUCCUCUUUUAUCAUUAUGUAAUCAUUUUUUUUCCCUGAAUUUUGUAGGGUUUGUUGGUUGUUCUUUAAUGAGCCUCUGGCAUUCCCUUGUGAGUAAAUAAAUAGGAGGAGAAGGGGAUUACAAAAAGCUCCAUUUUUUAUUUGUCUUCCUUGAUUCCUUGUCUCAUUUCAGUUUCCAAAUAUUGUUUUGGAGCCCAUAAAGCUAUGCAAAAAAAAGAAGGAUUGAUGAUACAUCAGGGACAAAUUGGAAUUUUAGUAUGCGGUGUCUGUAUUAAAAUUUCUGGGGUUUUUGUUUCUUAAAGGUUCAGGGAUGGAGGAGAUACAGAAGCCUGAUAGUCAUAUGACAUCAGCUGCAGCUUUUGUGAAAGGGGGAAUUCAAGAUGCCUGUGAUGAUGCUUGUAGCAUAUGCCUUGAGGAGUUUUCUGAAAGCGAUCCUUCAACAGUGACUAAUUGCAAGCAUGACUUUCACCUCCAGUGCAUUCUUGAAUGGUGCCAGAGAAGCUCUCAAUGUCCCAUGUGCUGGCAAGCCAUUAGCUUGAAGGACCCUGCAAGUCAAGAAUUGCUUGAAGUGGUAGAAAGGGAAAGGAGCUUUAGGGUUGCUCCGUCAAGAAAUACCACCAUAUUUCACCAUCCCACGCUUGGUGAUUUUGAAUUGCAACAUUUACCAGUUGGUGCAAAUGACCCUGAACUUGAAGAGCGUAUAAUCCAGCACUUGGCUGCUGCUGCUGCAAUGGGAAGGGUCCGCCAUUCUGGUAGGAGGGAUGGCCAGAGAAGAUCAUCUGCUCAUAGCCGUCCUCAUUUCUUGGUAUUUUCUACUCAUCCUGGUGCACAGCAUUCUGGUUCUGUAUCAACACCUUUGACUCAGAUAGGAGGGGAAACUGAAGCAGCUGCAAUCACCGUAGCUAGUCCUGCCACUCCACUAUCAUCUGGAGGAGAAGAGUUAUCCCAGCAGAUGUCACCAUUUCCUUCUGGUCAAAAUACACCUGCCUCUGGAUCUACUGUCAGUCCAUUGAGUAGACGAGGAUUUUCGUUAAAUAAUCGCACUUCUAGUAAUUCCUCAUUGCCAAAUCAAGAGAGAGCAGGACCAUCAGAGUUUCAGUCAUUUUCAGAAUCUCUGAAAUCCAGAUUUAAUGCUGUGUCCUUGAGAUAUAAGGAGUCAAUUUCAAAGAGUACAAGAGGCUGGAAGGAGAGGUGGUUCUCUCGUAACUCUUCCAUGUCUGAUCUUGGGAAUGAAGUUCGGAGAGAAGUGAGUGCAGGAAUUGCUAGUGUAUCUCGUAUGAUGGAGCGUUUAGAAACCAGGGAAAAUGAUAGUCCAAAUGAAGCUUCUGUGUCAAAUCAUUUGGCUGAAUCUUCUAUUACAGAGCAAGACAACCAGCAUAAUGCAGGGAAUCACGGAGAUAACCCUCUAAGUAUCAGCCCUACGCCAGCUUCGCAUGCUGUUGCCAAUCUUGUUUCUCCAGAAAUGACAUGCUGAGGAAAAGAUGCUUUGCAUUUCAGGCCAGGUGAUUGGUAUUUGCAAACAGACAGAGUCAUGGUGAGUGGUCUGAAUCUGAAUAAACAGAGGAAGUCUGACAGAGCUUCCAUCUGGAUAGAGACUUUUAUAUGGGUAUAUGUGUGUAAAUUUGUUAAUAUGUAACCUGAUUUAGUGCACGAUAUCUGUAUGUAACUGUCUGGAUGGCUGAUUUGGCAAUGGCUGAAUGUUAAUUACUCUUGAGGAAGGAGCUGGUGAGGCUGGAUGGAAUUUGAAACAUGCUUAGAACGUAUUGCAAUUUGCUGAAAAAUGUGUCUUUCCAUGUGGCUAUUGACACCAACUGAACUUUGGGAAUCAGUGAAACAAAAUUAGUGAA